Molecule: messenger RNA, 1676 nt
Organism: Rhineura floridana
Lineage: Eukaryota; Metazoa; Chordata; Lepidosauria; Squamata; Rhineuridae
Product: adiponectin-like
Exons: 4
Coding region: 179-928 (249 amino acids)
Molecular function (GO): protein binding
Source: RefSeq, a predicted model, not a curated record
CACCUUAACUGACAGUUCCACAUGUCUCUCUGCGAUAAGUGAUUUAGAGAGUGAACCAUUCUUUCCAUUGCAUUUCUGAAGUGACUGCAAAACGACUCAGGACAUCACACAAAGAACAACUGAUAUACAAGAAGAGCUCAGUGGAUGCAAAUAGACUCCUGGCUCCAACAGGUUCAACAUGAAGCAAGGAUGCAGCCUCCUUUUUUGUUCAUUGGUGCUUCUGGGGAAACUUUGCUGUUACUUUGAAGUAGCUGCUGAGGAAGACCCGGAACAACCACCUAGAGGAACUUGUGCAAAUUGGAUGGCAGGAGCACCAGGUUACCCAGGCCACAAUGGAAUUCCAGGGAGAGAUGGAAGGGAUGGAAAGGAUGGUGAAAAGGGAGAGAAAGGAGAUCAAGGUGCACCGGGCCCAAAAGGGGACAGUGGAAAUUUAGGAGCGACUGGUGCUGAAGGCCUUCAAGGAGCACCAGGGUUUGCAGGAAGCCCAGGACUGAAAGGGGAAAAGGGUGACAGUGCCACCACUUAUCGAUCUGCCUUUAGUGUUGGUCUAACAACCAGAGUCCCCUAUCCCAAUAUUCCAAUCAAAUUUACAAAGAUCUUCUACAACGAGCAAAAUCACUACGACACAAAAACAGGGAAGUUCCGGUGCAGCAUCCCCGGAGUGUACUAUUUUGCAUAUCAUCUCACCGUGUAUGUGUCAGAUGUAAAAGUCAGCUUGUACAAGAAGGACACGGCAGUCAUUAUCACUUAUGACCAGUUCCAGAACAACAAUGUUGACCAAGCAUCUGGUUCUGUUCUGCUCCAUGUGGAAGCUGGGGAUGAAGUUUGGCUUCAGGUAUAUGGAGAAGGAGAAAACAAUGGUGUCUAUGCUGAUAAUGUUAAUGAUUCCACUUUCAUGGGAUUCUUGCUCUACCCAGAUAUGGAUUAGGAGCAGUAGAAUGUAGGGGGGAAAGAGGAAGAAUUUGCCAAUAGCCAAAAAGAACAAACGACCUUCAUAGAUAGGAGCCUGGAGAUUCAAUAAAGAGGCACAACCUCACAAGCAUUGUUCUGUACUAAUAGAAACAUGAUAGACUACUGGUAGAUUGUCAAAACAAGCAAACACAACUAAUUGAACUGAACGUCAAGUGAUGACUUGUACAUGUGAAUGAACCUUCCCAGAUAUACCCCAUUUACACAACUUUUAUAUCAUUUCUUCACUGCAUUGCUUUUCAGCAGAGCCAGUUCACACAUUCAGCUGUUUAUCAUCAAGAGUGUGAAUCAAAUAUAUCUGGCAUUAGUCUGCACUCAUUCAAAAUAAUUGCCAAACCUCUGCUUUUAGAUAUUACUUUUUACUUAAAGUUAUACUGACAAACAGAACAAACAAUAAGCUUCAUAGAUAGGAGCCUAGAGAUUCAGUAAUGAGGUACAACCAUACAAGCAUUGUUCUGUACUAAGAGAAGCAUGACAGCAUCUAAUGCUUGAGAGCAUUAUGAUGAUGUGGCUUUCAGAGUGGUUUCUCAUUAGUUCUGUGCUCUUGGAUAUAUUUUAAUAUGUACUCCUGUUUUUUUAGUGAGUUAUGUUUGGCUUUUACACAUUAGCAUAAGAAUGGGGUAUGGUAAGCAAAUAAAGAUUGCAACAAGAUAUUUGGCACACCAAAAGUUUUACUGAAUUAUAAAUAAAAACCCUGUUCUCCCAAA